CAGACCACUGGGCAAGCGUCCUAAGCAUCUAGAUAGACCGGUUUUAAGUGCCAGAGGUCGCGAGCUCGACCUAGGUCUAUCGUGCAAGAGACAUCUCGCUCACUUCGCACGCCGGACCUUACCGUCAUUGCCAGGUAGUUUCUAAUGGUUUAAAACUAGCGUCAGGCUGUUAGCUGUUUCAGUUCUUCGUCGCAAGACAGUGGAGACACUUAAGCAGAGUUAGCCAGACGUUUUUGUGUUGAAAUCAUUAGACAGACGGACAAGGAGGCGUAGACACCUUGCCCAAGGGGGAGGUACCUGAAGAAUAUAUCUCAAGAAGCCAAUCGGAAGGUACUACCACAGGAGACAAGAUGGCGAACAUCAUGGAUAAACUGUCCAGUCUGGAGGACGAGAAUCUGGAGCUGAAGAAGAAGCUUGUGAACCUCCUGAAGGACAUAGACGCCAACAAGUCUGAUAAAGACACGGAAACGCCGAGUUCUGAAGGGGAGGACAAGAGUCUUGCGACCACUCCUCCUGAGAAAGACGACAAGGCACCGGAGACAGACCCCGCCGACAAGGACGAAAAAGACCUCAAGACGGACGACCCAGAGCCGAAGAAAGACAGAGAGACCGAGCCAGAAAAGGAGGAGGACACUAAAGACGCCAAGGAUUUAAAGACCGACGAUCCGGCUCCAAAGGUGGAAAAGACACCUGAAACCUCUCCGGAGCCGCCUGAUGAUAAAGAAGUGGAAACAGAACCGCCUGCAACUGAGGACAAGGAGGACAAGAAUCCAGAGACAGAUGCUCCGGAAAAGAAACCAAGAGAGACGGAAACCGAACCGGAUCCCGAAACAGAGAAGGACGCCAAAGAUCUGGCCACAGACACGGAAGACAAGAAACAGAAGAACCCGGAAACCAACCCGCCUGAGACAGAGCCAAAGGACGUUUCUACAGAUCCACCCGAGUCAGAGAAGCCCCCCGACACCGACGCGAAGGAACUCGCAACCGACCCUGAAGACAAAAAGGAAAGAAACCCCGAGACCGAGAGUCCUGAGAAGGAACCAAAAGAGACGGCAACCGACCCGGGAGAAACCGACAAGAAGGAUCUCUCAACAGAUCCAGAAGAGAAAGACGUAAAGACACCACAGACAGAGCCGCCAUCGACGGAUGAGAAAGACACCGAAACCGACAGCGAUCCUAAGAACGAGAAGACGGCGUCAACAGAACCACCAGAGAGCUCUAACGUCGACACGGCGACCGAUCCUGAAGAAAAGGAUGCCAAGGCAACGGCGACAGAGCCUGCCGAUACCGACGAGAAAGACCUGGGCACAGAGAAGGACACUCCAGACAACAAGGACGUCGCUACCACCAGCGACCCAAAGGAUGCGAAGGACCUUGGAACAGAGUUAGUAGAAAAGGUACCAAAAACUACCGAACCUGAGGUUGAAGAAAAACCAAACAAACUGACCGCUACUGACCAGGAAGAAAAGGACGACAAGUCGCCACAAACAGAGACGCCUGAAACUCUUCCCAAAGAAACGGCCACAGUUGAAGACGAAAAAGACGCAAAGGCACUAGGGACUGACAAGGAGGAGAAAGAAGACAAGGCACCUGAGACGGAGGCACCUCCGGAUCCGGUUCCGAAAGAAACAGAAACGGAAGUACCUGAAGCUUUACCGAAGGAGACGGCGACUGAUCCAGAAGAGACAGACAACAAGAGCUUCGGUACCGACCCGGAGAAAACCGACGUGAAGGAUUUGGGUACAGAAAAGGAGGAUAAAGAAGAUAAAACUCCACAGACAGAAGUUGCUGUUGUGGUACCCAAGGAAACUGAAACUGAGGAAGAAAGUAAAGAGCCUAAGAGCAUUGAAACUAUAUCAGAAGAAAAGGUGCCCAAAGCUACAGAGCCUGAGGUUGAAGAGAAGCCUGUCAAAAUGACGGCUACUGACCAGGAAGAAAAGGACGACAAGUCGCCACAAACAGAGACGCCUGAAACUCUUCCCAAAGAAACGGCCACAGUGGAAGACGUAAAAGAUGCCAAGGCAGUCGGAACUGACAAGGAGGAGAAAGAAGACAAAGCGCCUGAGACGGAGGCACCUCCGGAUCCGGUCUCUAAGGAAACGGAAACGGAAGUUCCGGAGGUCAUUCCUAAGCAAACAGCGACAGAUCCGGAAGUGACAGACGACAAGGCUUUCGCCACCGACCCGGAGAAAACCGACAAGAAAGAUGUGGGUACAGUGAAGGAAGAAAAAGAGGAAAAGACUCCACAAACCGAGAAAGAAAGCAAAGAGCCCAAAAGUAUUGGCACGGUAGCUGAAGAGAGGCUAUCGAAAACAACUGAACCUGAGGUUGAGGAAAAGCCUGACAAACUGACCGCUACUGACCAGGAAGAAAAGGACGACAAGUCGCCACAAACAGAGACGCCCGAAACUGUUCCCAAAGAAACGGCCACAGUGGAAGACAAAAAGGACGCCAAGGCAGUCGGAACUGACAAGGAAGAGAAAGAAGACAAAGCGCCAGAGACGGAGGCACCUCCGGAUCCGGUUCCUAAAGAAACGGAAACGGAAGUUCCGGAGGUCAUUCCCAAGCAAACAGCAACUGAUCCGGAAGAGACAGACGACAAGGCUUUCGCCACCGAUCAGGAAAAGACAGACGAAAAGGAUGUGGGUACAGUAAAGGAAGAGAAAGAAGAAAAAACUCCACAAACUGAGGAAGAAAGCAAAGAGCCCAAAAGUAUUGGAACGGUAGCUGAAGAAAGGCUAUCGAAAACAACAGAGCCUGAGGUUGAGGAGAAGCCUGACAAACUGACCGCUACUGACCAGGAAGAAAAGGACGACAAGUCGCCACAAACAGAGACGCCUGAAACUCUUCCCAAAGAAACGGCCACAGUGGAAGACGAAAAAGACGCCAAGGCAGUCGGAACCGACAAGGAGGAGAAGGAAGACAAAGCGCCUGAAACGGAGGCACCUCCGGAUCCGGUUCCUAAAGAAACGGAAACGGAAGUUCCGGAGGUCAUUCCCAAGCAAACAGCGACGGAUCCGGAAGAGACAGACAACAAGGCUUUCGGCACUGAUCCGGAAAAGACAGACGAAAAAGACGUAGGUACUGAGAAAGAAGCGAAGGAAGAUAAAACGCCACAAACUGAUAUUCCAGUUGUGGUACCCAAGGAAACGGAGACAGAGGAAGACGCUAAAGAACCGAAAAGUAUCGGCACUGUCAGUGAAGAAAAGGUACCUAAAACAACUGAACCUGAUGUUGAAGAGAAGCCUGACAAACUUACAGCUACUGACCAGGAAGAAAAGGACGACAAGUCGCCACAAACAGAGACGCCCGAAACUGUUCCCAAAGAAACGGCCACAGUGGAAGACGUAAAAGACGCCAAGGCAGUCGGAACCGACAAGGAGGAGAAGGCAGACAAAGCACCUGAGACGGAGGCACCUCCGGAUCCGGUUCCUAAAGAAACGGAAACGGAAGUUCCGGAGGUCAUUCCCAAGCAAACAGCAACAGAUCCUGAGGAGACAGACGACAAGGCUUUCGGCACUGAUCCAGAGAAGACGGAUGAAAAAGACCUGGGUACAGAGAAGGAAGAAAAAGAAGACAAGACACCAGAGACCGAUGUUCCUGUCGUAUUGCCCAAAGAGACAGAGACAGAAGAGGACCCAAAAGAACCCAAAAGUGUUGCCACAACUCCCGAAGAGAAGGCAUCGAAGACGACCGAACCUGAAGUUGAAGAAAAACCCGACAAGGUGGCCGCUACCGACGAGGUAGAAAAAGACGCCAAAAUGCUCGGGACGGAUCCGGAAACUAAAGAGGAGGCUGAAUUUCAGACCGAUGCAGCGCCUGCUCCGAUUCCGAAACAAACGGAAACUGAACCAGAAGAAAGCGACAGUAAGCAGACGGAAACCGAGGCGGAUGAGACGGACGGCAAGACACUCGGUACAGACAAGGAAGAGAAGGACACCAAGGAUUCGGCAACAGUAGCUCCUAUCAUCGUACCAAAAGAAACGGAAACAGAGGUGGAGGAAAAAGAAGGAAAGGAAACAGGAACAGAUCCGAUUCCACAAGAAGAUAAGGGAACUGCGAUGGAGAUACAGACGGAUGAGAAGGUCACUGCUACCGACAAGGAGGAUAAAAAUGAAAAGUUAGAAGAAACAGAGAAAGAAGAGAAAGAUGUGAAGUAUCUCGAAACGGAUCUGGAUGAAGUGAUGAAGAAAGACCUGGCAACGGUUGAAGAGGAAGUUGUCGAGAAAGGCUUAGAAACGGACAAAACAGAAACCGAAAGCGUCGGCACUGCUACUGAGGUGGAGGAGAAAGUGGCUAAGGUGAAGGAAACUGAUAAGACGAAGACUGAGGAAGUAGGGACCAUUACAGAGAAGGAAGAGAAAGUGGCGAAGGAGGAGGAGACAGAUGCACCGGAGAAGGAGGCAAAAGUCAGUGCUACAGAGAAGGUGGAAAGCCUUCUGAAGGAGAUCAUGGUCGAAAAGGAAAUACAGGAUAACAGCACACAGACGAUUGAGGAACUGUUGGACAAAUCCAUUGAAACACUUGAAGAAGAAAAGGAUGAGAAGGCAUAUGCCACCGAUGUUGAGGAGAAAGAGCCCAAGACAACGGAGACUGACAAAGAGGAGAAAGCGGCAAAGCAAAUCAGUGUGAAGAUCGAAGUGGUAAAGGUUGAUCAAGGCACCAGCAUGGAGUUUGUCGAGGAGGAGAAAUGCAUCGCAACCGAUGAAGAGGAGAAGGGAACGACCGUCGCGUAUCAGACAGACGCAGAUGCAAAAGAAGAGAAGAAUCUAGUUACCGAGGAAGAAGAGGUCGUACAGAAACACAUCGACACCGAUCAAGUGACCACAGCAGACGCAGAGAACAUCACAGAUGCUUCUUUCAAGGAAGACAAGAGCCUGGCUACCAUAAUCUUCGUAGGAACGAGCCAAGGCACACAGACGGAGAAAGACGUAACGGAUAAGACCAUCGGUAUCGUGAGAGAUUUGCAGAACAAGCAGCACGGAACAGACGUCACUGCUGUCAGCGCGGGAGAGACACAGACGGAGGCUCUGGGAGUAGGGAUGGUCUCGUCUGAAACUCAGACUGAGAAGGUGGAGAGAUUGAGCAAGGAAAUCGGCACCACGAAAGCCGACAAGAAGCCCGUAAAAACCAUGGCAACAGACAAGGUUGCAAUGCAGGACAGUGGCACUCAGAAGUCAGGACCUCACAUGGAUCCCAAAAGUACCCAGACUGAAGCUGAAAAGAAGGAGGAAGCCAAAGCAGUGGACUACGUCCGGGUAGGCAAGACGCUCCAGACUGACAUCAUCAAGAAGGUUGGCAAGAAGACCGGUACUCCAGGCGGCAGGCCACGUGAUUACGCUAACACUCUGGUACAGACAGACGAGUGGAUGCCUGAAUUUAAAGAAGAGGAAAGAAUCGAAGAGAAGGAAGACGCUGCAGCGGUCAAGCCAGCCGGACCAGUGCGCCAGACAGACGAAAAGAUAAUCGAGACCGACAAACCGAUCAAGCUGAGCAAGAAAACAGGCACCAAACAUAGUCGAGCAUAUCUGGAGUACAGAAGCAGCGGUAUCCAAACCGACCAGGAGGCUGUUGAAGAAAAGGAAGUAAAGGAAUUGACAAAUACCGGCAUUCAAACAGACGCCAUGAAAGAAGAGGUAAACGAAGAAACAGCAAAGCCCGUCACUGUCACCUUAACUGUUGGGUGCCAGACAGAUGCUGUGGAGGAGAAGGAAGUGGUUAAGCCGGUUACCAUAGAAGAGGCUGGUGAAACCAAGGCACCAAUAGCACCUGUCGUCGUCACUGUCACCGUUGGCUGUCAGACAGAUAAAGAAGAAGAGAAAGAGAUUGUCGCCCCGGUGGUUCCAGAACCGGUCGAGACCAAGACGACAGUCACGUUCGACAUGUUGAUCCAGACCGACCUGACCGUGGCUGAGUUGGACACCUGGAGGGUCCAGGUCAAGAUGGACGUCAUGCAAGUCCAGACAGACCUCUCAGGCUCUGACAUCGACGCCUGGCAGUCCCACGAGUGCGCGCAGAUCGUGCAGGAGGAGAAGGCGGUCAUGAGGAGCGCUGGAUCACAGACCAUGGGCAAGGCCAUGAGGAACACAAACAUGGGGACCGUCAUUGAGGGGAUCUUCAACGAGCUGGUUCAGCUCAACGCCGGUCAGAUCGUGACGGACAGGAAAGUGACGGCAAACAUGGCCGUACAGUUCUCACCGAGGACGGAGAACAUGGGCGUGCAGUUUAAACCCAAACAGGACUCUGCUGGAACCCAGACCAGAGUCGACAAGACCAUAUACCGCAGUCUGGAGACGCUGAAGGACAGGAAGAGGUACCGGAGUAUGGAGACCCUCAAGCGGGAGAAGAACAAAGAAAACAUCCAGCCUAAACCUGUUUCCCCGGGUGGUAAAGGACAAAUCACCCAAACGACACAACAGAUUUACGAGCCCGACUCUUUUGAAGAAGAACGCUGGGAGGAGCCGACGCCACCGAAGCGUCCCUCCCCUCCCAGACACCAGGAGAUCCUGGUUCAGAAGCCCGCCAAGGAGAAACAGUACUGCUCCGGCUGUCACAACGAGUUCGACAUCAACGACAAACUCAUCAACUACAACGGCUACUACUACCACGAGAUCUGCAUCCCGAGGAAGACAGCUCAUCACUGCCCUGCCUGCGACGAACCUCUGCAAAAUGACGAGAAGAGAAUCUACCACAAUGGCCAGCUCUACCACGACAGAUGCAUGGUCCUGGUUGAGAUCACAGAGACUACAGUAGAGAAGGGAGUGGAAGUCUGUGCCGGAUGCUCUCUUCCGAUCAAGGAAGACGAAACCACUGUCAUGUACAAUGGCAACGAGUUCCACCAAUCAUGCCUACGAAGGCCUGUCGUAAUCGGUCGGUGCGCAGGGUGCGAAAGACCUCUCUCCGAUGAGGACAGAGCAGUAGUACACGACGGAGUAGCGUACCACGAGGGGUGUCUAAAACCUACUACAGUGAUGAAGAUGUGUGAUGCAUGCGAUCGACCAAUCAGUGAACUCGAAAAAGUCAUGUGGGAGGAUGGGCGACCCUUCCAUGCCAGAUGCUCCCAGCCGCGGCGAGAACUGAUCAUGAAGGACCUCUGCGGCGCCUGUAAGCUCCCGAUGGUUGACCCGGAGCGCAUCAUUAGCUACAAUGGCGUGGACAUCCACGACGAAUGCAUCCCAUUGCUGCGACAAAUAAUAACUGGAGAGGAACAUGGACAGCGACCUGUCAGCCCCAGUCAGUAUCCAAACUGCCAGAUAUGCGGAGCCCAGCUUGGACCAGACGCAGUAGAGUUGAACGGAAAGGGUUACUGUCCCAAAUGUUACCCCAUGGUCCAGUAUCCAGUCUGCAACGGCUGUGGGGAGGAGAUAACAGGUCCGUCUGUGACUGGAAUGAACAGGAAGUGGCAUCCCGAGCACUUCAGCUGCUCCGUCUGCGGGGUACCGUUUGAGCAGCUGAACCGGGUUUACUACGAGUACAACGGACGGGCCUACUGCAAACGCCACUAUGAUGAGAUGUACGAGAUAUGUUACUACUGCGACCGGCCGGUAGAGGGAGAAACCGUUGGUGCUUUUAACAAGUUCUGGUGCGAAGACCACUUCAAGUGUUCGUUCUGUGAUACCCCGUUCUCUCUGCAGUCGAAGUUCUACGAGGUUGACCUGCGCCCUGCCUGUAAGAGGUGCUACGGAUCGGUUCCUCGAAAGAAACACCGCAAGACGAAGCUACCGGCCUUCCAAGACACCUUCAACAUCUGGCAGAGCGGGAGUGAGACCGAGUGAGACCUAGAGAUUCACCGCCCCAUGAUCUCAGUUGAAAGCAACCAACAGGCUGACGUGAGAUUGUCAUGAAAGAAGGCUCAAGCAUACAAAUGUCAUGACAAUCUUUACUCAAAGUAAACCGUGAUUGUUUUGAAUGAAGGCUAAAAAUAUAAUGACUCUUUACCCAAAGUAAACCAAGAUGUUCAUUCUUUCAACCAACCUGUUAAAUCUCGAUAGAUUUCAUCAUUUUUCAAACAUCUAGCAAUCGCACACAGUACAAAAUCCAUCAAAGCUAUUAAUAUAUACUUACAAAGACGUAACAAUACAUGCGCAUACAAUCACUCUGUCCUCAGAACGCUAUGUAGUUACAAAUGCAUAUUAGGUGAGGAUGAAGCAAGUUGUUUUCUUUUUAAUUUGUUUUUAUUUUUUGCUAACAUUUUUGUACGGGCUUUCGGUAUUGUGAUUAUUUUGCUAUGUCUGGUUUUGGAUAGAAAGGACAAACGAGUAAGCUUAAGUAUAUUGUAUGAUAGCAUACGUGUAUGUAUAAGCAUGUUGUCGUUUUUGUGCUAUACUAGUAGGUAUAUGCUAAAUGAAUUCAUGGUUGCCUAACAUAUUAAAAAGGCACGUAAACCCUCACAUUGUACCCAACACAUACUUAACUAGUUUUGGCUCUCUUUCUGUGGCUCUCUAUAUAUUUGUGGCUGUUGGAUAUUAGUUUAGUGUUAGUCAUUUUAAACUACUGUUACAGUCAACAUUGUUAGCCUUAUUUAUCAAUGACCAUUGACUACUUUUGUCUGGGAAAAGCAACAAUAAUUUAGAUAC
Molecule: messenger RNA, 8576 nt
Organism: Branchiostoma belcheri (Belcher's lancelet)
Lineage: Eukaryota; Metazoa; Chordata; Leptocardii; Amphioxiformes; Branchiostomatidae
Product: titin homolog
Exons: 24
Coding region: 351-7775 (2474 amino acids)
Biological process (GO): cell-cell adhesion; cell-cell junction organization; positive regulation of substrate adhesion-dependent cell spreading
Cellular component (GO): cytoplasm; cell-cell junction; focal adhesion
Source: RefSeq, a predicted model, not a curated record